UGUUGCUUUACAAACUGAACAAACAUUUAUUGUUGUAGCAUGAUCUACAUCAACUGACUAAAAUCAACAAUAGUCUCUCACCAUCCAAGAUGACAAAAUAUUGAAAUAAAAACCGAUUUAUCUAUAAAAUUUAUUAACGACAACCAGUUAAUACGGAGAAGAUAACGAAGCACUUAAAAUGAUAAGCGGUAGUAAUUUCACAGUGAACACGAGAUUUCAGAUUAAAAUAUUAGAAUAGUUUGACAGAAUUAUUCCCUACGAAAAUAAUCAAAAUUAUGGCUGACGAUAGUGUUGUUCUCGAGGAUUUCGAGACUUUUAAGGAGAAUUUUAACCAGGCUCUGCGGGAGGAUAAUUUGGAGGUACAACUAGAUAUGACAAAAAAGCUAGGUAUCCUAGCCGAACAUAUAGGCGAAAAACUAAUCAGAAACGAACUCCUUCCGUUUAUUAAAGAAAACAUGGAUUUUCACAACGAGAUAUUAUUCAAUCUAUCAGGUCAACUGAAAGAGUUCAUACCACUCGUAGGAGGCUAUGAGAAAGCACAGCCUGUCCUAGAACUCUUUAAGAAUCUCUGCAAUGCUGAUGAAACUCUGGUUCGAGAAAAGACAGUUGAAACGCUGAAAAGUAUAGCUGAGGAUCUCAAUAGUGAACUUACUGAACAGUUGUUAGUACCCUUACUAGAAGGAUUGGCGAAUGAAGAUUGGUUUACCAGUAAAUGUUCGGCUGUUGCUCUUUUUCCAAUAAUUUACCCUAAAGUUAAAGAAGAAAGAAAAGAAGAACUCCGCCAUAAUUUUCGAUUACUGUCGCAAGAUGACUCCCCUAUCGUAAGGAAAACAGCAGCGAUUUGCCUCAUCGACCUAAUUCCAAUGAUGGACAUAGACAGUUUAAAAAACGAAUUUAUUUCUGUCUUCGAUAACAUUUCUAAUGAUAAUACGGAUUCUGUUCAAGUCCAUUCAAUAAAUAUUGCAAUUGCCUUGUGCAAGAGACUAAUAGAACCAGAAAUUGAAGCAUUUAUCUUUAAAACGUUGGAAAAUUUUGCAGCAAGUUCGUCCUGGAAGAUUCGCCAAGUCCUAGCACUAAACAUAGCAGAAAUUCAGGAAGUCAUACCAUUUCCAAAAUUCCGAGGCAGGAUACUAGCGAUGUUUCAAACACUAGUUAAAGAUACGGAAGAAGAGGUCAGAAUAUUAAUCGCCAAUAAUUUUGUUAAAUAUUGUCGAAGCCUAAAAGCAUCGUAUGACCAACCAAAUGUGGAGAAUAACUUUGAGGCUGUGUUCGUUCAAAGUAUUCUACCACAAAUAACCCUGGUAGUGAUAGAUCCAAGCUUAGAGGUCAAACUAGCAUUAACGAAGAACAUUUUAAGUCUUAGUAGGGUUAUCAGCAAAGAAUUGUUCAUGGAGCACAUAAUGCCUAUCGUUUUAGAUGUUCUUGAAGAAGAACGUUUCGUACCAGUAAAAGCAGGCAUUCUAGAAAACUUAAAUGAUCUACCACAAGAUAUAGAUUUCGCAAAAUCUUUACCAUCCAUCAAAAAAGUAAUAAGGACUUUAAUAGUUUACUCUCAAUCGCACUGGCGGACUAGAAAAGGAUUGCUUGUAACUUUUAUGCAUAUAUCAAGGUUCGCUAGUAAAGAAUAUUUUUCUGAAAAUUUAAAAAUCUUUUAUGCGAGCUUAUUGGGCGACCCUGUAUUUGCUGUUCGAAGAACGGCACCUAUUAUCCUUCCACUACUAGCUAAAAGGUAUAGCAUUGCAUGGACAGCAAGGCAUAUCAUACCCUAUUUCAAAAUGUUCACGAAAGAUAGUCGAUACUUGUACAGGUAUGUGCCACUGUUUGGAAUCAACGAACUUAUUAAUCCUUCCAUUAUUCAACAGAAUGAUAUACAUUAUUUAAAUAAUUUAAAAGAAAAUACAGACACUAGCACGCCCAAACUGCUUUUUAAACUCAAAUGCUUAUUGAGCAAACUAUCAAGUAAACUUGAAGAAAAAACUUUUAAAGAUAUACUUUCUUUAAACAACAGCAUAGAUGAUUUUAAAACUGAUAAUAUUUCACUUUAUGCAGGAGAUACUGUUACUUCCCUAACACAAUACAAUCAAGAUAUCUUUGAUUACAAUACAGAAAAACCCAAUGAAUGGUAUAUGACAGGAUUGAUUUCUUUAAUUUACAGAGACUUCUUAGAGCUAAUUCUGUAUCUAUUUUAUGAUAAAAUCGUUAACGUUCAAAUAAGAUCUAUAUUUACCCUAAACAAAAUCAAAAUGUUCACUGACAAACUUGCUAAAGAAUUAGAACAACCCUGGACGGAAGAAUGUUUAAAAUUAUUAACAAAAGAAGAAACUGAUACUAUUGAACAAGAAGUUGAAGUAGAACUAAAAAAAGAAAUCGAACUAGAUGAAGACAAAAUUGACACUGAUUUAAUGGAAAACAUUCUUACAGCUAGUGAAAGUAAUUCAAAUCUAACAGAAAUUGCUGAUACGAAACUGAGCCUUCCUGUAAUAAACAUUGAAUAUGUCGAUGAAUCCCCCGAUUCUAAAAUUGAAAUAAUCGAAGUUGAUACAUCUGAUCCAAAAAUGGACGUUUCAGUGGCAGAAGAUUCACCAAUAACAAAGAAUACAGACAAUCCAGAAGUUAUAUGUAAGAAAGAUUCUCAUGCUAUUCAAUCAAUCGAUGAAAUACGACAAGUGGAUGAGUCAAAUAGUGAAAAGUAUGAAGUUUCAGAAUCAAAAACAGAUAUUGAACAAGUGGCUUCAAAUAAUGAAAAACCGCAAGAAGUUGAAAAUAUUAUUGAGAAAGCAGUUGUAACUAUUGAAAAGGAGACUAAAAAUACAGAAGUUGAUAAAUCCGAUGCAAAUAAUCAGACAAUUGGGACUGAUGAUGAUGUUAAAUGAAAAAACAUUGCAACGAUUUAAAAGUUGUUAGCAAUAAUUUUAUUACCUCCAGUAUUUAUUAAGAUAGAUCGAUUUAAGGAAAAGUAAACAUAAUAUUUUGGUUUUUAGCCACCAAAUAUAUUGUAUUUUUUUAAUAUACAUUUUAAUAAUA
Molecule: messenger RNA, 3024 nt
Organism: Psylliodes chrysocephalus
Lineage: Eukaryota; Metazoa; Arthropoda; Insecta; Coleoptera; Chrysomelidae
Source: the annotation of a GenBank genome assembly